Carya illinoinensis is the source of this 1004-nucleotide messenger RNA. RefSeq names its product cold-regulated 413 plasma membrane protein 4-like. The coding region runs from base 220 to 693 and encodes 157 amino acids. Gene Ontology annotation, cellular component: membrane. The record is from RefSeq and is a predicted model, not a curated record. Lineage: Eukaryota; Viridiplantae; Streptophyta; Magnoliopsida; Fagales; Juglandaceae. The transcript has 5 exons.
CCGCAACUCAGUAGAGAGAUAGAGAUGAUCUGACGGCUGCAGGCGUGGCCACGUCUACUCCUCCUUUUUGAAACCACGCGGACCGGUUGAAUUCCCGACCUUGGUGGAUAUCGGACUUCCAUCAUUGCAGGUGGCUCGAAUAUUCCCAGACAAAGAUAUAAAAGAAAAAAAGUAGACUCAGAUCACUGUGACCAAAUGUGAAACAUCCUGAAUGCAAAGAUGGGAAAUCUGGGAAAUGGAGUUGCUGAAGCGUUCGAAAGAAUCGGGCAUGCAGUAAUUGGUGAAUCAUCGGCUUCUCUACAAAAAUCAAGCGGAGCUCGAUCCAGUUUUCAAUGGGGUGGAACCUUCUUUGCCUUGUUUUUGUUGCUCUUGAAUCGAACAGGCCAGAGAUCAUCUAUGAAAACUACCCUUCUAGUAUUAUAUCUUUUUACAAGUUUCCCAACUGCUCUGUUCAAAAUUAUAAGAGGACAAUUUGGUUGUUGGGUUGCAUUUCUAGCUGUUGCAGCAAACCUCUUCGACCCUCAAAAUUUUCCUGCUGCUCGUUUCCUCCUAUUUGUAAUCACUCCUGAUGGAUUGGCCGAUGGACUGCGGGACGACCUUUUUAGUUGUAUCUUUUGUCUCAUAAUUGGAGUUUCAUUAGUUAUAAUAGAGGUGAGAGCAAUCGGAGGAGAAAUUUGUACAACCCAGGCUUGAUGCGGAGUCCCUGGUACUGGCUACUUUUUUGAGAUUUGUCACCCGGCUGCUGCGGCUGGAGUCUGCUGUGCGCCACUAAUUAUGGCUUGCAAUAUGGCCACUUGUUCAUAGCAUUACCAUUGGCCUAGCCAUUAGCCAUUUCUCAAAUAACAAAUUCUAAAAAUCUAUCACUAUUUUAUUACAAUAUUGAUUUUGACAUUUUCAUUUAUUUUAAUUCUAAAUCACAUCUUGUAAAAUAAAUAAAUGUUGUAUGAUAAACAUGAUAUGUUGAUUUUUCUCUUACCUAAUUAUCUUUUAAGUUCGAACUAAAA